AUACAUAAUAACAAUAAUAUUAUUAUUAUUAUUGUAUUAACAGCUGUACCUGUGAACAAUAACAACAAUAACAUCGUCGUAAACUUAGUACUUACUGUCUAACUACGAUAUAAGGCAUAGACGAAGUUUAGAAAUACAUUAUAGACUAUAGUAAUACACCUAAUAUUAUAAAAGUUCGAUAAAUUGGGAAAAAUUUCAUUGAAUUUGAUURUUUUAUUCAUUACGACCAAAUACGAACGAAAUAGGUACGUUAGACUUCAAUUUCACCUGGUAGUUUUCCAGGAAAUUUACUGCUUAGAAAGUAAAAGUUAUUAGAUAUUAUAACAAAAUUCUUUAAAAUGAGUUCAGAAGAUAAAUUCAAUAAUGAUGAACAAGAGAAUAAAUCAACUCCAAAUAAACCAAUUCCUGGAGCUCGUCAAGAAAUGUUAAAUAUAACUGCUGCGUCACCUCCGAGGUUCUUGUCAUUACCUGAAAUUAUGGUAGCUGCUAAAAAAUUGGAAGAUAUUGCUCUUGUUCAUGAAAUAGCAGUCAAUGAAAAUUUCAAGUUGGAGCCUCAAGAACAUCCAAAUAACAGCUUAAUGAAACAAGUCAAAGACACUAUGCAUAAAGCAUUUUGGGAGUUGUUACGUGAACAAUUAAACAGUGAUCCUCCUGAGUACUCUCAAGCAAUGAUACUUUUAUCAGAAAUUCAAAUAAGCUUAUCAAGUUUGCUGUUAGACCAACAUACUAAAUUAAAAGAAGAUAUUGCUCAAGUUUUAGAUGUAGAGUCUAUAAAAAAUCAGAUAGCCAAUGACUCUUUGGAUUUUGAAUAUUAUACCAAUUUUAUACUGAAUUUGAUGUCAAAAAUAUGUGCUCCAGUAAGAGAUGAUUCGAUUCGUGCACUUACACUAUUAAAGGAUCCUGUUGAUAUAUUUAAAGGAAUAAUAGAGACUUUAAGCUUAAUGAAACUUGACAUGGCAAAUUUCACAAUAACUGCACAACGACGAGCAUUAAACGCUUGUAGUGCAGAUUAUGAAAGAGAAAAAUUUGCAGAGUAUUUAAAAGUUAAACCAGAUGCAUUAAACUUGACUGCCGAAUGGUUAAAACGCCACAUUAAUUUUGAAAAUACCACAGAAUCUUAUCACGAUAUWGUUGCAAGAGCUUAUAUGGAAAUAUUUGAUUGGAACGAAACUGUUACAUUCCCAGAGUCAUUAUCAUUGGAUAAAGAUCGAUUUUUGGCUACAAAUAAAAUGCUAAAUCUUUUGAUACUCGCAGCAUCUACAUUUAUUGUGACAAUAUCAACAACUAAUUCCAUUAUUCCAAAUGACAUGAAAUUUAAAAACGAUUUAAAGAUUUUUAUUUUAUCCAUACUUAAAGAUAAUGAUUCCAACAAAAAUGUCUUACCAAAUAUUGUAGAACAGAUAGUUCAUUACUGUAAUAAGUGUUUGAGUAGAAUUAAUCYAGAAGGACCAACUAUUUCCCCAGAAAUUGUCAAUGCACUUGAAACUCAAGUUUUAUCAAUCCAAAAUCCUGAAAACAAAAUAAGAACUCUAGUUGAGAAGCGUUUCAAGGAGUUUAUUACUGCUGUCAUCAGUUCUGACAAUGCAGUUCCCCAGCAAUGCCCACUUGGUUUGUCUGCAUUCAAAGAUGAAUUAGCAGCUGUCACUGGCAGUUUUUUGCAUCUUAUAACAUAUAACAGAAAAGUUUUCACCGUGUUUUAUGAUGAAAUAUUGAAAAAUAUUCUGAAUCAAAGUAAUUGAUAAUCUCUCAAAUCUUGUUUACUAAAAAUCAAUAUUAUCUUUUAUUWACUCAUCCUAUACUAACUUUUUAACAAAAAAAAUUUUUUUAAUCAUUGAUUUAUUUUAUGUUUGUUUUAUGGAACAUAAACUGUGACCAAAUUAGAAUCUAGAACAUUGUAGAAUCACAUUUUAUUUCUGUAGGUUCAAUAUAAUAUUAUAAUUUAUUAUAAUAUAUAUUGAUAACGAUUAUAUUCGUUACAUUAGUCUACAGUUUAAUACUUCAAUGUGAUUAAAAAUCAUUGUUAUUUAGCAGCUAGUGUUAUAUGACUAUGUCUAAUAGGUAUAACAUAUAACUUACAGUCAUGAUAAUUAUAAAAUAUAAUAUCAUAUUUUAUAUAGCAGUCAUUUUUGA
Molecule: messenger RNA, 2130 nt
Organism: Diuraphis noxia (Russian wheat aphid)
Lineage: Eukaryota; Metazoa; Arthropoda; Insecta; Hemiptera; Aphididae
Product: T-complex protein 11-like protein 1
Biological process (GO): signal transduction
Source: RefSeq, a predicted model, not a curated record